AUGAAAGUUGUGCCGGAGACCAAGGCUGUUGACCAGGGUGCUUUACCGGCAGGUCGCUCUUGCGCGUUCAUGCUGAGGUCCGGCCCACGUAAAGAGUUCCUUGAGAGUCUUGCAGUUGCGAGUCUCUUCUUGGGCAGUCUGUGGCUUCUAACAGCAGUGAGUGUGUCGAUCUUGUUUUACGAGUUCAUUGUGAAGCAACGGAUGCUGAGCCAGAGGAUGGCGGAUCAGGAUUUGGUCAGAAAGGCUUCCUGUGCUGGGUGGUUCUUGCUUCUCGGCGCCUUCCUGCUUUUGCUGGAUGCCAUUUACUUGCCUUUAGCGGAGUUCUUUGGCCACGAGAGAGGCCUGAGUCCGGCCCUGUUUCUGACCUUCGACAACAGUUGCGUGCUGGCAUCUAUCCUGGUCCUCGGUGGCCUCAUCGGACCAGCAGAGAUGUUGGAGCAGGAUGAGGUUCUGAGGGAGCUCGCACACAUGGCUUUCACACAAAAGAAGCGCAUCGCGUUUCCCGGGAGGGUGAACCCCAACUCACAGCACUGCAUUGUCAGUUUCCCUGGCAAGUAUGCAGAUGAGUGGGAUGCUGCUGUGCGCAUGGUCGAAGUGCGUUCUGGCGCCUGCAGCCUUGCAUGCGUCUUUUUGACGGACCAGCAGUCUGGCUUAGGCGUGCACAAGGAGAACCCGGAGAACCCGAGCGAAUGUUGGUGCAGGUCGCUGUACGGCCGGGUGCCAGCAGCGGCUUAUGUCAGCAUAGUGGAAGACCCAGAAACCAUGACUGAGGAUGACCUCCAAUUCAAAGAGGCCGACGCAAAGGCCAUGGGCCAGAUAUUCGUAAAAAGAGAGGGACAAAGCGAUGAGCAGUGGCAGAAGGACAAGAAAGACGCACAGAUUUCGGCUCAGCGCAAGUGCGAGGAAGUGAAUUUUGUUGCACCUUGGGGGUGCCAGUGGUUUCAAGAAUGGAAGCAGAAUGUGGAUGAUGCUGUGGAACUUUGCCAAACGUUGCAUGUGUUUUAUUUCAAAGAUCGAGUCGGAUGCGGUAAGCUCAAGUGGGAGGAGCUCUCGAACGAGACCUCUGUCAAAGAGGCCCGCCAAAAUGGUGGCCUUGGCGCAUCCCAGACUGCAGAAGUGGCCUACUUAGAGAAGUGUGGCUACCAAUUUGAGGACGUGGCGCUGACGGAAGCGGCGGCGGGGGAGCUGCUCGGGGCGUUGCCGGGCCUCAGCCACGGCCGCGAGGGGACCGUGGCACUGGUGGAUCUGGCCCUGGUCGCUUCCCAGGCCACCAUUCUGCCGCCGGACGCGCCGAAACCGAGCGACGUGGAGGUGGCGCUGAACGCCCUCCGCUGGGCGGCGCGCCGGGGCGGGCUGCUGGAAAGGGACCUGCGCCAGCGUGUGGCCGGGUGCCUGCGCAAACAGGGCUCUCAGUACUCCGUGGCCUCCGUGCGCGUGGGUGCCGAGGCGGUGAAGUUGGCCCGGGAGAUCGGCAUGGCCCAAGGCGACGCUUUGGCACUGGGCCGGGCACUGGAGUUGGAGCGCGAGAAGCUGGCGGCGCGGCUGCCCUGCUGGCGCAUCCGCCCGCUUAAGCUCAAGGCCUCGCUGCUGGGGCGCUUCGUGCUCCAGGCCACCCGGUUCCGGGACGCCUUGCACUUGGAGGAGGUGCUGAAACUGCAGGAGUUCCUGGACUUGGGCUGCCAGCUCUGUGGGUCCUGGUCCAAGGAGGAUUUGGAGGAGGUGGCCUUGCUGCUGGACGUGGGGCCCAAGGACGUGGAGGGCGCCCAGGCCUUGGCGCCCCUGGUGGGCGCCAAGCGCCUGAGGAAGGCCCUGGCGCCUGGGGGCUUCGCGGCGCAGUUCCCACAGGCGGCGCCGCUCUGCUCCCAAGACCUGCUGGAGGCAAUCGAGGCAGCGGCGCAGAAACCUUCGCGCUCGCGGAUGCCAGAGGCCAACGCCUCGUCGCUGCCUUUGGCGCCGGCGUCUUGGGAGCCCGCACCAACUGCACCCAGCGAGCCCAGCGCACCCAGCGCGCCCAGCGCGCCGAGCGCCCCUGGCCCUCCCACUGCGCCCAGCGCACCCAGCGCGCCCAGUGCGCCCAGUGCGCCCAGUGCGCCCAGUGCGCCCAGUGCGCCGGAUUCUGCAUCCAGGGCGCCGAGCCCGCCUGAGCCCCCGUCCGUCGAGUCGCAGGCGUCCCCGGAGGCGUCGCCCUUUAUGCCGCCGCCCCCCGUGGCGCCGCCCGAGUCGCCCAGCCCGUCCCCGGUGCGCACGUCGCGGCCAUCCUCGGCGUCGCCGAAAAAGAUGAGGCCCAGCUCACCGACCAAGAGCGCUGGUGAUGAUGGCUCCUACGGGGAAGACUUCGAUCAGUUCGAUGAGGACUUUGAGGAGGAGUCGGUAGAAGAGGAUGACUGA
Molecule: messenger RNA, 2388 nt
Organism: Effrenium voratum
Lineage: Eukaryota; Dinophyceae; Suessiales; Symbiodiniaceae
Source: the annotation of a GenBank genome assembly